CGCCCGAAACGGCGCGCGCCCCUCGUCCGGGCGGCUUUCACGCCAUUCUUCCGUGUCACGCCCACGCACUUCCGUCUGAGGCGCGCGUGCCUCGAGCGCGGGCCCGGCUAAUCCCCGGCGCAUCUCGGGUCAUCUCGGGUCAUCUCGGGUCGCAUCCCGCAUGGCGCAGGCAUGCAUACCUCGAGCGCGGUCCCGGCCACCACUGCUGUGUCCUCGCCUUCGAUGACAUGGUGGUCCGCAGAGCCGGCGCUCGCGUCCACUUUGUCUACAACGGGUUUGGUGCCCACAACGGGUUUGCCGUCCCUCCCAGCCGCAGCCCGCUGGAAGGGACGGACUAUGAGUGUGCGCUCGCUUUCUCGCUGCCAAGCGCGAGCGAGCUGCCGCCCGGCGCAAAGCUGCCGCACGCCUUCUUUGCCGACGAGCGGCUGCACCUCGGCCCCCGGCUCGAGCGUGUCGGCUUCGUCUCCACGCCCCUCGGGCCCGACGCGUACGACGCCGCCGCUCGCGGAGUCACUUCGUGGUCGAACGUGCCAGAGUAUGCUCUCGGGCGGUAUCGCGACCCCGCGAGGCGCACGUGGGGGGUCGGCCCACGCCCCGAGGAACCGGGGGGCUGGGCGAUGCCUUAGAAGGCGGGCCAUCGGUGGCGCAAUAGCACAAUAUAGUUAAGAGUCGAGAGGUUGUGUGCAGAGGGCCAAGUCCAUCGAGAGCGCCUGGUCCUCCCUGGGGUGUAUAUGCAGAGGCUUUUUGAGCGGCUUUCUUUUUCGCGCUUUC
Emiliania huxleyi CCMP1516 is the source of this 771-nucleotide messenger RNA. RefSeq lists its product as hypothetical. The record is from RefSeq and is a predicted model, not a curated record. Lineage: Eukaryota; Haptophyta; Isochrysidales; Noelaerhabdaceae. The transcript is spliced from 2 exons. Bases 172 to 666 code for a protein of 164 amino acids.